Molecule: messenger RNA, 1978 nt
Organism: Naegleria gruberi
Lineage: Eukaryota; Heterolobosea; Eutetramitea; Acrasida; Naegleriidae
Exons: 1
Coding region: 1-1737 (578 amino acids)
Source: RefSeq, a predicted model, not a curated record
AUGAUUCAACUCCUUGACUUGGAUUCUCUUGCUUCCAUCUUCUCAUUUCUUCCUGACAAUCACCGAGGAAAAUCUGCUCAAAUAUUGAAAUGUGUUUCCAAGUACUUUUCCCACUUGUUUUCAGUAAAUUAUAAUCAUCAAUAUACUGAUUACUUUCGGGAAGUGUUCGGAUCAAUGUUUGUGCCAAAGAUGUAUAUUCAACUAUGUAGGCUUUCUACUCAGUCCUCCGAUCGUGAUGAAUUUGGAGAUCAAUUUAGCAAUUGUUUAAAAAGAUUAUUCGGAAGAAGAUUUGAAGCAAUUUCCAAGACUGAAUUUGAAUUGGAGUUUGAUUUUCCAACUACUACUGAAGAGAAGAAUACUGAACAUAUUUUGAAUUUUCUUCCACACAUUGUGGAGCAGAAUUCAGACGAAAGGCAAUACUUGUUGGAUGAUGAAAAACAUUCUGCCAAUCAUGAUUUGAUAAAGCAACUGCUACAUUGGAAGUUUAAUUCUAAAGAUUCACUGACAUUGAAUAAUUAUCGGAACUUUGAUAAAAGGAAGAAAAUCAAUGCAUUUCGUUUCUUCAAAAAAUUCAAAUUUCAUUUUCAAUUAGUCACUAACUCCACAUUGGGAGAAACAGAAAUUUACACUUGUAAAUACUUUAAUCUAUUCGAAGUAUGGGAUAAUGUCAUAGUUCCCAAACUAGAUUCAACUUCUGUUAGAUGUGAAAUAGAGAAGAGUUCAGAAUCUCAAGCUUAUGGAAUUAUUCGUUCUUCUUUUCUGAACUUCAUCAAGUAUGCAGAAAAAUAUGGAGACUUUGAAUUGCAACAAAUAUAUAAUGGGAAAGAGUUGGAUGAAUUACAAAAAAUCUCACAAGAAGGUUCUAUUACUGACUUGAUUGACUAUUUGACCAUUUCAAGAAAUAUAAUAAUGCAUUUCACAACGAGUAUACUCUCCAACAAUACCAACCUGAUUCGAUAUUCUUCCAUAGAGAGGCCAUACUUUCACCCUAAAAUACGCACUGCUUUGGGAAUUACUGAGAACCUAUCACUCAUACCAUGGAAUGUAUUUACCAACAAUAUUAGACUCGAGUUCUCUUCAAUCAUUCUCUAUCACUUGUUGGAGGAUGCGUUGAAUAUUUCAGAGGAAUAUCUCACCAAGUACAGAAACAUACACAACCUACCAAUAUAUCACCAGAAAGAGCAGAGGAUUACUUUUGUAUCGAAUAGGAACAAUUUUGUUCUCAAAUUUCAAACCCUUGAAUUCUACAGAACUGUUGCCAUAAUUAGAAAUAACAUUGUGACAAUACCCUUCUACCCAAGUGCAUCCCUUGAGGGUUUCUCUCAUCAUGUUCCUCGCGACCAAGUAUCAACCUUCCCUACCACCUUAGAUUCAGUCAAUCUGUGUUGCAUGAAGUACUGCACCUUCAAUACUAUCACUGCUCCAUUAUGGUGUGUUCCUUGCUGUUGCUGGUGGGGUGCCAUGACUUGUUGUUGUCUCUAUCCUCUAUGUUAUCAAGCAGAGAAAUUGCUCUCUGGAGAUGGUAUGUGUGAUGCACUGGUGGACAGCAAACAUAGAUGCAUGUCGUGUUUUGAUUGUGAUGUAUGUUUAUUCGUUUCUGCCAACUCCUUGUGUUAUCCUUGCUUUUUAUUAAAGGCCAGGGUAACCGAUGGACCUUUUCUACCAGAGGCCAGAAGUUGGACCAUUGCUGACGACAAGAUAUUUGGAAAUAAUAAUAACUAUUGCAAUAUUCUGUAGUUUAUGAUGAAGGAAGAAAAUCAAAUAGGAAAUAUCAAUGGUUGAAUUCAUUGUUUCUUACGGAGCUACUCGGACAGCUAUUGUAAAAAGACUCAAGUGUUCGUUUUGAUUGGAUUCAAUUGAUGCAUUUAUAACACCACAACCAUUUUAAAUGUUUUUUAAAUGUUUAUUGAACAUUGUUCUGAAUAGUUCCAUUAUUGACAAUUUGAACAAUCCAAAUAAUAUUAUUUUAUCAUUUUCU